AGUAUUCUGUGAUCUGGACUCUGGUAAACAUAAACAAUAACAAAAACACUGGUCACUUUACAAAAAUUAUUUUAUUUUGGUAAAGCGCUUGAUAUUCUGGAUAUUGUGAAUCUGGUAAUGUCAAAUGGCAUCUGAAGAACAAAGAACUGAAAAUAAACCUCCGUUCAAAAGUACAUUAUCGUAUUUCAACUCCAAAACUAAUGGGAAUAAGAAAAGAACGUGGAAGUCUUUAAAACAGAUUAUUUCUUCUGAGAAAGCAUUAACAUGGCCAGAAGAGGCUAUUCUUUAUAGCUCCAUCAAUGCACCUCCAUCAUUCAGACCACCUGAAAAGUUUUCUGAUUUAUCUGGAUUACCAGCGACAUAUACUGAUCCUGCAACAAGACUGAGGUUUGCUAAUAAGGAAGAAUAUGCUACAAUAUUGGGACUUCCUAUGGAUAUCACUGCAGGGUACCUUGCAUUGAGGGGUGCCAGUAGCAUUGUAGGCUGAAGUCUAUUCCGUUUCCUGGAGAGAAUCGUAUACUUCAAUGAUUUGGCAUUUGAUUCCCUGAGAUGGUUAUCUCAUUGUUCCUUGAUGAAUAUAUUUGAAUUGUUGCUUUAAUAAACAUUAAAUAUAUAAUAUAAUAAAGUUGAUACAUAUAAUACCGAGAAGAAUUAUAAUUUUAGCAUACGAAUGGUAAAAUGUGAUUAUUUCCAAAUAAAUAUCUGAGUUCCAUUCCUCUA
Harmonia axyridis is the source of this 720-nucleotide messenger RNA. RefSeq names its product INO80 complex subunit C. The record is from RefSeq and is a predicted model, not a curated record. Lineage: Eukaryota; Metazoa; Arthropoda; Insecta; Coleoptera; Coccinellidae. The transcript has a single exon. Gene Ontology annotation, cellular component: Ino80 complex. The coding region runs from base 125 to 487 and encodes 120 amino acids. Gene Ontology annotation, biological process: chromatin remodeling.